This is a messenger RNA of Nilaparvata lugens (brown planthopper), 456 nucleotides long. RefSeq names its product major centromere autoantigen B-like. Bases 1 to 456 code for a protein of 151 amino acids. The transcript has a single exon. Gene Ontology annotation, cellular component: nucleus. NCBI's taxonomy places the organism in Eukaryota, Metazoa, Arthropoda, Insecta, Hemiptera, Delphacidae. Gene Ontology annotation, molecular function: DNA binding. The record is from RefSeq and is a predicted model, not a curated record.
AUGGCCGAGAAAAGAAAGUCUUUGAGUGUUGACUUCAAACGUAAAGUUUUAAAAUUCAUAGAAGAAAACCCUCAUAAGAAGAAAGUGGACAUUGCAAAGGAAUUCAACAUUACACCAACAACUCUUUCAACAAUUCUUAGAAAUGAAAACAGAUAUGAAGACGAAGGUGGACUUUCUGGUCAGUGUAAAAGGGCUGAACCAGCCGAACUACAGGACGUUGAAACUGCUGUCAUGUUAUGGCUUAAACAGUGUCGUGACAAAAACGUAUCCAUUUCGGGACCAAUACUUCAGGAAAAAGCUCAACAAUUUGCCGAGCAGUUGGGCCAUAAUUCUUUUCGAGCAAGCAAUGACUGGUUGGACCACUUCAAGAAGAGGAAUGAAGUAACUUUUAAAAAGUGUGUGGUGAAAGCGGUAGUGUUGAUGAUGCAGUGUGCACGGAUUGGAAGAAAAAACUGA